Messenger RNA from Pseudocercospora fijiensis CIRAD86, 1017 nucleotides. RefSeq lists its product as uncharacterized. The record is from RefSeq and is a predicted model, not a curated record. The transcript has a single exon. Gene Ontology annotation, molecular function: zinc ion binding; oxidoreductase activity. The coding region runs from base 1 to 1017 and encodes 338 amino acids. NCBI's taxonomy places the organism in Eukaryota, Fungi, Ascomycota, Dothideomycetes, Mycosphaerellales, Mycosphaerellaceae. Gene Ontology annotation, cellular component: mitochondrion.
AUGAAAGCAAUCCAAGUAAAAGAAUACGUCCAAGGCCCCCGCGACCUCACCGUCUCCGAAAUCCCCGACCCCGUCCCAACACCAGAUCAAUACGUGAUAGCCGUGAAAUCCUGCGCAACAAACUUCUUCGACCUGCUCCAAAUCCGCGGGAAAUACCAACAUCAACCUCCCUUGCCAUGGGUCGGAGGCGCAGAGUUCUCGGGCGUGAUCCUCGCGACCCCUUCAUCGCCAGCCAAACGUCCACCGAAGUUCAAUGUCGGUGAUAGGGUCUUUGGGUCGGGACAGGGAGGUUAUGCGUACAAGGUCUGCGCUCAAGAAUCGCAACUGCAACCCAUACCGAAAGGUUGGAGUUUCUUCGAUGCUGCAGGAUUGUUCGUGACAAUGCCGACGAGUUAUGGGGCCUUGGUCACGAGAGCUGGGAUUAAGAAGGGGGAUUGGGUUCUCGUGCAUGCUGCGGCGGGUGGUGUUGGGUUGGCAGCUGUACAGAUUGCGAAAGCGUUUGGUGCGACUGUGAUUGCGACGGCGGGAACGAAGCAUAAGUUGGAUGUUGCCAAGAGCUUUGGAGCGGAUUACGGUGUGGAUUAUCGGGAUGAGAACUGGCCGAUGAAGGUACUAGAGCUUACGCCAAAGAAGAGGGGUGUUGAUAUCGUCUAUGACCCGGUGGGCUUGAUUGAGAAGAGUCAGAAGUGCAUUGCAUGGAAUGGGAGGCUGCUGGUGAUUGGGUUUGCCGGAGGCAAUAUCGAGAAGAUGGCGACGAACAGAAUACUGUUGAAGAACAUCGCCGUUAUGGGAUUGCAUUGGGGUGCAUACGCGAAGAAUGAGCCUGAGACGAUUCCACGUGUGUGGGAGGAGUUGCAGAAGUUGAUGGAGAGCAAGGCUAUUCGGGCCACGAACUAUACAGACAAGGAGUACAAGGGUCUGGAAUCCGUGCCAGCAGCCCUGGAGGCAUUGGGCGGGAGAGAUACAUGGGGAAAGGUGGUGGUAGACCUGCCAGAAGCGAAGGAGAGCAAGCUGUAG